CCUCCCGGCCCGCCCGCCGCUGCCGGCCCGCGUCCCCCGGGGCGUCCCCGCCGCCCGUGCCCCCGCCGCCAUGAGGCGCGGCGAGCGGCGGGCGCACGGCGGGAGCGUCGGCAAGGCCGCGCUGGAGGAGCAGCCGCCGCCGCCGCCCCCCGCGCAGCCCAACGGCGGCGCCCCCGGGGCCGAGCGGGACGGCGCCGGGCCCCGCCGCAGCACCGAGUCCGAGGUGUACGACGACGGCACCAACACGUUCUUCUGGAGAGCUCAUACCCUGACAGUCCUGUUCAUCCUCACGUGUGCGUUGGGCUACGUAACCCUGCUGGAAGAGACUCCCCAGGACACAGCCUACAACACAAAGAGAGGAAUCGUCGCCAGUAUUUUGGUUUUCUUGUGUUUUGGGGUGACACAAGCUAAAGAUGGACCAUUCUCAAGACCUCACCCAGCUUACUGGAGGUUUUGGCUGUGUGUCAGCGUGGUCUAUGAGCUCUUCCUCAUCUUCAUCCUCUUCCAGACCGUGCAGGACGGGAGGCAGUUCAUGAAGUACAUCGACCCCCAUUUAGGGGUUCCUCUGCCAGAGAGAGACUACGGGGGCAACUGCCUGAUUUAUGACCCUGGCAAUGCAACUGAUCCCUUCCACAACAUCUGGGACAAGUUGGAUGGAUUUGUUCCUGCUCACUUUUUUGGGUGGUACCUGAAGACUCUGAUGAUUCGGGACUGGUGGAUGUGCAUGAUCAUCAGUGUCAUGUUUGAGUUCCUGGAGUACAGCCUGGAGCACCAGCUGCCAAACUUCAGUGAAUGCUGGUGGGAUCACUGGAUAAUGGAUGUGAUCUUAUGUAACGGGUUAGGAAUUUACUGUGGGAUGAAGACCCUGUCCUGGCUUUCCUUGAAAACCUACAAGUGGCAAGGGCUCUGGAACAUUCCAACCUACAAAGGCAAGAUGAAGAGGAUCGUGUUCCAGUUCACCCCCUACAGCUGGGUGAAGUUCGAGUGGAAGCCGGCCUCCAGCCUGCGCAGGUGGCUCGCCGUCUGUGGCAUCAUCUUCGUGUUUUUAUUGGCAGAGCUGAACACGUUUUACCUGAAGUUUGUGCUGUGGAUGCCCCCUGAACACUACUUGGUGCUGCUACGCCUCGUGUUUUUUGUCAACGUGGGAGGAGUGGCCAUGAGGGAGAUCUACGACUUCAUGGACGACCCGAAGUUCCACAAGAAGCUGGGCCAGCAGGCCUGGCUGGUUGCUGCUAUUACUGCCACGGAGUUCCUGAUCGUCGUCAAGUACGAUCCCUACACGCUCACCCUCUCCCUGCCCUUCUACAUCACCCAGUGCUGGAUCCUGGGGAUUAUCCUGGUGCUCACCUGGACAGCCUGGCGCUUCUUCAUCCGGGACAUCACCCUGCGGUACAAGGAGAUCCGGCGGCAGAAGCAGGAGCACAGGCACGAGAAGGACAAAUGCCUGAGCAACGGGGAUGGACACUCAGCCCUGCUGGAUGAGCCCAACGGGAGCAAGCUCCGGGAGAGGAAGCUCUGAGCACGGACACGGGGCUGACAGGAACUCGCGGUGCCCGAGCGGGCCUGGUGCACAGUCCCAAUCUUAUCCUACCUAACUCCUAAUUGUCCUUGUUAGUGUUCCAGCGUGUGGGAAUCCUCGCGGGGAGGAUGGCACUGACACAGCCCCCCCUCUCUCCUCGUGUCACCAGGGCGGGGCCAGAGGAAGCCUGUGUGGAGGGAGGUGUGUGUCUUCCUGGGAACCUCCUGGUGUGGAGAUGGGGCUCAGAGCACGGCACACAGGGAUCUGCUGCUCCAUUCCCAGGGAGCCGAGAGCUCCGUGGGGCGUUUGGGCAUUAGGAACACUUGUUCUGGAGUGUACAGAGACCAGGCAUGGGAAAUGAAUUCUGCUCUUCCUGCUGGAGCUACCUGGGGCUGUGGAGGAGGAUUGGGUGAAGCGCUGGGCGAGGUGACCGCGGGCACCCGGGGACGUGUGGCCAAGCUGCAUUUCUUGCACAGGAUGUACCACGCUGCACUGCUGCUCCAGCCCCUCCGUGGGGCAUCCCUCUGACUUCCAGCAGCCUGCGGCACGUGGCUGGUGUGCCCCAGCUCUGGGGAGACUGACAGCUUCUCCUUAGCUCUUAUUUUUAAUUUCUCUUUUAGUCUCGGUCAUCUCUUAAAUGUAAGGGAAGGUGAAGUGGGAAAGGUCAACCUGCCUUCGCUCUGCGGAGUAAAACGUGUCACAAGCAGAAA
Molecule: messenger RNA, 2229 nt
Organism: Passer domesticus (house sparrow)
Lineage: Eukaryota; Metazoa; Chordata; Aves; Passeriformes; Passeridae
Gene: PTDSS2
Product: phosphatidylserine synthase 2
Exons: 12
Coding region: 71-1519 (482 amino acids)
Biological process (GO): phosphatidylserine biosynthetic process
Molecular function (GO): L-serine-phosphatidylethanolamine phosphatidyltransferase activity
Source: RefSeq, a predicted model, not a curated record